Molecule: messenger RNA, 1846 nt
Organism: Cottoperca gobio
Lineage: Eukaryota; Metazoa; Chordata; Actinopteri; Perciformes; Bovichtidae
Gene: mbd3a
Product: methyl-CpG binding domain protein 3a
Exons: 7
Coding region: 179-919 (246 amino acids)
Biological process (GO): negative regulation of transcription by RNA polymerase II; DNA methylation-dependent constitutive heterochromatin formation
Cellular component (GO): nucleus
Molecular function (GO): methyl-CpG binding
Source: RefSeq, a predicted model, not a curated record
UAGAAGGCUGGCGGAGGGAUCUGCAAUUGUGAAGGUCCUGACGGGAGACAGACAGCAGAGGGAAUCGAUAACAAACCAGACUCCGUGAAAAAUUAUGACUGCAACAAUAAACAGCUAGCUGGCUUCUUAUCUUUUAUGAGCCCAAAUCACAGACAAGCAAAUCAAGACAACCAAGAACAUGGAAAGAAAAGGUGUUCCUGUUAAGCGCAUUCUCAACAAACCCCAGAUAGUCCGCAGUUUGGGCAGCAACCUUCACCCGGAUGUGAACGCCAGCCACUCCCGAGCUGGAUGGUCGCUCCUGAGCAAAGUGCAUCGCAGCAGGCACAAGCAUCUCUACGACAACAACCAUCAUAUCAGGGCCAAGCCUGAUUUAAACACAACACUACCAGUUCGACAGACGGCAUCCAUCUUUAAACAACCAGUGACCAAGGUAACAAAUCAUCCCAACAACAAGGUGAAGGCGGACCUGCAGAAGUCUGUGGACCAACCGAAACAACUGUUCUGGGAGAGGAAGCUGAGCGGGUUGAAUGCAUUUGAUAUCGCAGAGGAGCUGGUGAAAACUAUGGAUCUCCCCAAAGGCUUACAGGGUGUUGGACCUGCAUGUUCAGAUAAAACUCUGCUCUCCGCCAUCGCCAGUGCUCUGCACACCAGCCCCUCACCUGUCACUGGACAGCUCACCGCUGCUGUGGAGAAAAAUCCUGGAGUCUGGCUCAAUACAUCACAACCGCUCUGCAAAGCCUUCGUAGUGACCGAUGAUGACAUCAGGAAGCAAGAGGACCUGGUGCAGAAUGUGAGGAGGCGACUCGAGGAAGCCCUCACGGCUGACAUGUUGGCUCAUAUAGAGGACACCGCUGCCGAGGCAGCAGCAGCCAACAAAGUGGAAGAGAAGGUUGAGCAAGUGGACAAGGAGGAAUUAUAGCCAAGGCUUGUUUGACAUGACGUUUGCUGGUAAACUCCUUUCAUUUUCAAAUAAUUGGCUCCAUGAAGAUUUUUUAUACAAUUUCAAGUGAAAUAUACCCUAAAUGCAGACAUUCUGCAGGUUUUGUUUACCUAAACAAAGACUGUUUUCUUUAUUUGUAUUUGUAUUUUUACAUGUGACGGUGUAAUCCUGAAAGGGUUCUUUGGGUUUUCAGUUCACUUUUACCUCUAAUAAUGUAAAGCAACGUUCUUUAGACUCUAUAUUUAGUGUUUUCAGGAAACAGUGACAUCACCAUUUCAACUAUAGUGAGUCAAAGGAAAUUAUUCAUGUUCCUGUAAGUUGUACUUUUAAGGCAGUUUACGGCAGUUGUGGAUGAUGCUCUAUACAAUGCAGUGUUACAUUUGGUUAACAGCUGUUCAAGCUCAAAGUUAAAAGUGUGUGUGUGUGUGUGUGUGUGUGUGUGUGUGUGUGUGUGUGUGUGUGUGUGUAUCCACUCAUGUUGACGUCUUAAGUGUGUUUCUUUUUUAACAUGUUGCUCUUUUAUAUUUUACUCUGGCACUGUAGGUAGUGUGUUUAUGUUUGGAAGCAUAGAAAGGUUGCAGUAUGUUUACAUGCACACAGCCCUCUUGUGGCUGUGAAUUAUUAAAAUGUAGUUUGUUUGAUUCAAGGUUUUACAGUUCAAAGCAGUGUUAUGUCUCACAAUUAUGUGAGUGUACAUGGUUUGAAGUUUAAGCCAUGGCAUUUUUAUUGAUAAAAGUAGAAUCAGUACUGGGUCUCCAGCUACAUUUGAGUUUAAACAGAAAAUGUGUGUACCCUCAGAUAAUACAAAAACAAAUACAACACUGAUGUACCUCAUAACAAGAUGUACUGUAUCUCAUUACAAGAUUCAUGAUUUGUCACUGUCAAAUAAAUGCAGCUCUUUCAUGA